Molecule: messenger RNA, 5917 nt
Organism: Hydractinia symbiolongicarpus
Lineage: Eukaryota; Metazoa; Cnidaria; Hydrozoa; Anthoathecata; Hydractiniidae
Exons: 2
Coding region: 35-3652 (1205 amino acids)
Source: RefSeq, a predicted model, not a curated record
CUUAACCUAACAUUUUUAUUUAUUUAUAGAUAAAAUGUAUUUACUUCUGCUGAUAACUUUAUUUUUACCGAAAACCACAGCGAGUGAAGAUUGUGGUAACGCUGUCCAUUUUGUCAACGUUUCCACUGUGUAUUCCAGCAAGACAUCCAGCUGCACCACUGCUCAAAAUCAAAUUAUUUGCUCCAGUUUUGUAAGUGCUAUUAAGCUGCAUGCCAAAAAUCAAACUUGUUUGCGUAUUUUGGAUGAUCAAGUUUUACUACAUGAGUCUAUAGUUAUAUCGCAGAUUCAUGACUUUCAUAUUGUCAAUUGCUUUAAACUACAAACAGUCAAUAUAACGUGCAGCACAAAGAACCAAUCUGGCCUUUCUUUCGUUAAUGCAAGAAAUGUGUUUAUAUCAGAUGUGUUGUUUAAGCAAUGUGGCGUAAAGCAGAGCUCUACAAGUUACCCAGCUUCUUCCACCCAUCAAAACGUUACGCCGCCAAUAUCAACAGCAUUGUAUUUCAAAAAAGUUAAAAACAUUAAUUUUCACAACGUUCAAUUUCUACAAAGUUUUGGCUAUGGCGUUGUGAUGUAUGAUGUUAGUGGAUUGAUUAGCUUUCAAACAGUCACCAUAACCAACGGGCAAAUAGUACCCUAUUGUCUUGAUGGUAUUCGGAAAGAAGGUUAUUUUUCUGGAGGGGGGAUAUACAUUGAGUACACAAGCAACGCUUCACAUGCAGAUUCAUCCAAUGCGAUCAUUAAGUUACACAAAUGUUACUUUUUUUCCAAUCAAGCCGACAAUGUGAGUGCUACACCUAUAGGUGAAGGUUUAGCCGAAGGACAUGUUCCUUUUGGAAGAGGAGCUGGUUUAACAGUGUUUUUCAUGGGACAAUCUAAGAAUAACUCUCUCACAGUAAGCAAUUCAUCAUUUUCAAGUAACAAUGGAGCCUGGGGCGGAGCGGUUUAUGUGCGAUUUCGACACAAAGCUUCAAAUAAUAAUGUUACCAUUAGUAAUGUAAAUUUUAGUUUAAAUAACGCUGCCUAUGCUGGGGGUGCGAUUAUUGUCACUAGUACGCAACUUUCAGCUGAGCCCUACAAUAAUACAAUCACGAUAAAAGAUAGUGAAUUUCUACGAAAUAUUGCGAAGGUUGGCGGAGCCUACAGUCAACAACGCAUCAAUCUUGACUUUAGAAAAGAGGAGAAGACAUUAUUCAUGAAUUGUAACUUUGUCAAAAACAAAGCUAGCAUGGGAGCUAGCAUUCAACUCAAACAUGUUCAAGUCAGAUUUGUAAACGUUAAUAUAAUGGACAGUAAUUCACGUGCGCAAGACGCCUUAAAAUUUAGACAUGGUGGUGUGUAUGCGUUUGAGAGCUCCUUGCAUUUUUCCGGACGAAACCAGAUACGUGGCAAUCGAGGUACAGCAUUAAUACUGGACUGCUCUGAUGUUUAUGUCAAAGAUUACGUGUUAUUUUCCAAGAACAGUGGUAAUAAUGGCGGCGCAUUAUCUUUAUUUGGACAUUCAAAGAUUUAUUUGUACAAUUCAACCAGACUGAUGUUUUCUAAAAAUACUGCCCUAAACAAUGGUGGAGCUAUUAAUGUCAAUAUACCAGGACCUGCGGCUGAGGCAGCCAACGAAACAAAGUCGAAAAUCUACGAGUGUUUUUUUCUGUUUCAUGGUUCAAACAAGUUGGAAUCUCCUCACACGUUUCAAGGCAAUGUUACUUUUUUGGAUAACCAUGCACUUGGAAGUGGUAGUGGAGACUCGAUAUUCGCGACAACUCUAAAGGAUUGCAAAUCAGUUACCGAUGAUACCAUCCACGAUGUUAUUUUUAAAUGGAAUAACUUUGCUGUUCCUUCUGGAAGCAUCGCUACGCUGGCUGUAAAGAUACAUUUAAAUAAAACCCAAUGGCAUGUGUCGCCUGGAACAUUGUUUUCACCAACUAUUGCGUUGCAUGAUGAAUUUGGCAAUCCCGUGAAUGAUACGGUUGAUGUUAGAAUAACAAACCCUAACACUUGUAUUAGAAUUGAAACGAACAAACGCUUUGUGGUAACAAGGAGUAAAAUAACUUUGAGAUUUUUAUCCUGUAGUGAGGAGUAUAAAAGGCUGGGAAAUUCUAAAAUUAAUAUACAAAUUUCUUCUGUGAAUCAAAUCUCAACUUCUACAACUAUUCACAAUGUAUCAUUAAAGUCCUGUUACUUUGGAUACUCCUUCCAAGGUUCUCAGUGUCACUGCAAUAUUAAGAAAAACCAGGCUAAAGGGAUUGCGUUUUGUUUAAAUCACAACACCUAUCUUUUUAAAGGUAGAUGGGCAGAUCCAAAAAUCGGAACAAAUCGGGACCGUGAAGAGACGCAAGUGUGCCCUGCAGGAUAUUGCAGGCCAUGUGCUUCCCCUUAUAACAAUUACGCGUGUUUGUAUCGCCCUGAAAAAAACGAACAAUGUAACACUGGCCGAGAUCAAACGUCGCUCCUUUGCAGCAAAUGUAAGGAAGAUUUUAGUGUAUCUCUUGGAGGCGAAGCCUGUUUAUAUUGUAAAGGGGGGCAACGAUAUAAUGCUAUAUGGUAUAUUAUUGUUAUUAUCAUUGUUAUUUCUGCGUUCAUUUUAUUCGUCAUAUGGCUUAACGUAGACAUUUAUUCAAAUUACUUGAAUGGGUGUUUGUAUUAUUAUCAAGUUAUUUCUUUGCUGAAGACAUCGAGCCUACAACUGGAGGACCCAAUCAAAAGUUUCAUUGGUAUUUUAAACAUAGAAAGCCCCGGAUCGGUGUUUUCUGGUAAAUGCUUGUUUGAUGGCUUGAACGACUUGCAAAAAAACGCUUUUAAUUAUAUAAUUCCUGUGUGGAUGAUUCUAUUUCUCAUUAUCAUUGGCAAAUACGCUAAACAUCACCCUGAUAGUUAUUUUUCCCGCCAAAACUGUUUCCGUGCAUUCACUAUUAUUAGUGUUACCGCCUAUUCUGAUUUUACUCGAAUUACUUUCAAGUUACUCGAAUAUGUCGAAAUCAACGAGGAGAAGCGAGUGCAAGUUUAUGCUGCUUUAAAGUGGAACGAAGGAGAACAUAAAGUUUAUGUGAUAUUUGGAUUUAUCGCCAUUAUUGUUGUUGUGAUUGGUGGACCCAUGAUCUUAAUUUUUUCCUCAUGGUUGAGUGGUUUGCAUUGUCGUUAUUUUGUAAAUCCGUUUGUGCGUUAUAAACCAAUCAUCGACUGUUUUAAAAUGUGUUUCAAACAUAAACACACCUGGUUUGCAUCAUAUUACUUCUUGUGUAGGACAACACUACUUAGCAUUGGUACGUUCGUACCCAAAUCUCCGUUUCAAAACGUUAUCAUGGCGGCAAGUUGUUUUGUUAUUUUUGUCUUCUUCGCCAUGAACUUACCUUACAGAUACAAAUGGAUGAAUUGGUAUGACAUCAUGAUUCUGGUCAACCUCACUACCGUGUCGAUUUUAGCUCUGGGUAUGCGAAGUUCGCGAACAGACCUGCUAAGGAAUGUCUGUGGUCAGUUGACAAGAGUGUUGAUGUACAUUCCUAUAGUGAUCGUGCUUGGCCGACUGAUUUACGUGUAUGGUGCAAAGUUUUAUCACUUCUGCAAAGAUAAAUAUAUUUCACUUAAAAAUAAUAAAAAGAAUGUGGAAAUUCCAAAAAGAUUAUUGCAGAAAGAGAACGAAAUGGAAGAAAAUUUCUAACAAAACUCACUAUGCUCGUGUAAUUUUGACUCCAACCUUAAAAGAAAAGGUUGGGGAUAUAUACAAGUUUAUAUUUAGGAGUUUUUGUAUGUUCAUGUAGAUAUAUUUAAUUAUUUUAGAUGAUUUGUAGAUUAGUGUAAUGUGUAUUAUAUAUGAAAUUAUAAGAUAUUCUGUUAUUACAAGCUCGUGAGCUUGUAUUAAAACGCAAAUGUGUCCUACAAGAAUGGAAAUUUUUGCCUCUUUGAGCACCGACACGGGAGUAGUCGUGUGUUCGAAUCUCAUCUUGGUAACUAUUUUUACUUUUUUUUUCUUUUUACUAUCUCGCCCGCGAGGACGUGUUUACAGACUGACCUAACGAAAAUUGAAAUUUCGAGAAAUUUUCUAUCAAUAUUAUUGCCUAUCCGAAUAGCAAAAUAUGUCGUGUCUAACUUAAGCUUUUUAUACACUUUUUUGACGAGGUUGUUUGCGUAUAUCAUACGUCUUGUUAAUCUUUAGCUCAAAGUUUGCGGUUAACAUGUUCCAUUCGUCUCUUAGUAGAUUUGCAUUUUAACUGCUAUGAAGUGGAUCUUUAUGGUUUGUUUGUUUGUUUGUUUGUUUUCGAAUUAUCCUAGAAAUGAGGUCGACAUUUUCUUAAUUUUUUUUCUUUCCUACCUUCAUACCUGUGUAGUUAUCUGUACAUAUCUGCUUUACUAGUUUUUUUUUCUACCAUUCAUAAAACACAGAACGAACAAUCGCGCCGGAUUUUCAUUAGAAAGGGUUAGAUAAACUUUAUUAUCGUGGGAAGAUCAAGCCUCAUGAUUUUCUUCAGCUUUCUUAUCAUCCAUUGGAUCUUCAUUUUUUUAAAAUUUUGUGUCUAUGUUUACCUGACUAUUUUAAAUUUUUAUUUUUAUAGCAUAUUUUAUGAAACCUUGUAAAAUAUUUUAUGCAUUGUAUUAUAUUUUAAAAACUGACAAUGAUUUGCAAAAUGUUCUCUUGGUAAUGUAAUUGUAGAGAGGGAGGGUUGAAAGAAGGACGAAGGGUUGGAUGUUGGAUGUUUUUAUUUUGUUAGAAAGUUAUGUUAUUUCUUUGACUUUCGUUGUUUGUGAUGCUGUUAAAACUUUCAUUGAAAAUUAUUUUUAACCUGAAUAAUUUGGGGGAGGGAUAGUCACGGUAAAUUAAAAUAGGUGGUAAAUUUGGUGUUUCAACCACCCCACUUCUACCUGAAAUUACGUUGCCAAAAAUACUUCAGCUUUAAAAACAUUUCAUAUUUUUACCAUAAACUAAAACUUUAACCGAAAAUCCAAUUUUUUAUCUACAAUUAUAAUUUUAAGCAAUUUUUUUUUUGUAAAAUAAUUUUGAUUGGCAAAAAUUGUAAUACUUCUAAUUUUAAAGAAAUUAUUUUUGUCGCGUGUUUGUUAAUCUUGUGAUGUGUUUGUAACAAAUAUUUAAAUAAUUAUCCAGGUUAGAGUACAGGUGACAGUAGAUACUCGCCGCGGGAAAGGCGGAAUAUUUUUUAAGUAUUUCACCCAAAGCACUUUAACGUCACAUAUUCCGAAAUAUUGCUUUCUCAAAAUGGUAACCCGGAUAACACGCCAGGCGAAUGAUGAAAAGGCUUGAUCACAAAAUGUUAUUCCCUCAAAAUAUAUUGAAAUCUUACUUUUCACAAAAGUUAAUUUUUAAGAAUUUUAGAGACAAAAAUUUAAAACCAUGUGUUUUUUUUAUCGUCGAUGCCAUUUUAUAUUUACACGCUAUUUCAAGACCUCCUUUAAUAUAAAAACAAGACGUAUGAUAUACGCAAACAACCUCGCGAAUAAAGUUUACAAAAAGCUGUCUAUCAAAUUGGGAUUUUUGUUACGAAGUUAGACACGACAUAUUUUACUAUUCAGAUACGCAAUAAUAUUUGUUACCCACUUAUUUUUCAAAAUUGAUUUGUGAGACCUUCUUGAACGGAAAAUUCCUCGAACUUUUAAUUUUCGAUGGGUCCGUCUUGGGUGAACCGACUGACAGGAAGAAGAAAGACCACAAACCCACAAACCCCAAAAUUUGCGAAAUUCAUUAAUUCAGUUAAUUCUGCCUACAUUCACUUUUAAAAAGUUUGGUGGAAACACCUUUAUUUACUAGUUAGUUAAACAAGUGUUUUGAACACUUGUCUUAUCUUUUUAAAAAAGAAAAAAGAAAAAAAAAGUAAAAAUAGUUACCAAGAUGAGAUUCGAACACACGACGACUCCCGUGUCGGUGCUCAGAGAGGCAAAAAUUUCCAUUCUUGUAGGGACACAUUUGCGUUUU